Penicillium daleae is the source of this 1443-nucleotide messenger RNA. RefSeq names its product phosphomevalonate kinase (gene erg8). Gene Ontology annotation, molecular function: phosphomevalonate kinase activity; ATP binding. Gene Ontology annotation, biological process: ergosterol biosynthetic process; isopentenyl diphosphate biosynthetic process, mevalonate pathway. Bases 1 to 1443 code for a protein of 480 amino acids. The record is from RefSeq and is a predicted model, not a curated record. The transcript has 2 exons. Gene Ontology annotation, cellular component: peroxisome. Lineage: Eukaryota; Fungi; Ascomycota; Eurotiomycetes; Eurotiales; Aspergillaceae.
AUGUCUCCCCAACCUUCCUCAGUGACGGCGUUGUCUGCCCCCGGCAAGGUUCUGCUGACAGGCGGCUACCUCGUUCUCGACCGGGCCUACACAGGCACUGUAUUCGCCCUCGAUGCGCGCAUCCACGUUGUCGUACAGCAGUUGAGGCGGGGACACCGCCGUGGACCUUCGGGGGCGAGUGCGGAUGCAGAAGUUGGCAAGAUUGAAGGAGAGGAACAGGAGGCUGAGCAUACUGUCGUGGUGCGAUCGCCACAAUUCGUGGAUGCGGUCUGGGAGUAUGGUGUGCAACGAUGUGAGAAUGGUGGGGGUGUGAAGGUCAUUCAGAAAGGCAAUGGACCGCGCAAUCCCUUCGUUGAGACCUCAUUGAGCUACGCGUUGACCUACAUCAGCUACGUCGCCGACUCCAAAGAUUUCGGCUCCUUGUCGGUUACCAUCCUGGCAGAUAAUGACUACUACUCUGAGACUGCUACGUCCAAGGGAGACGCAACGCAGGGACGCGCUGGACGCUUCGUCAACUUUGGCGUUCCCCUUCACGAAGCUCAUAAGACAGGCCUGGGCUCAUCGGCCGCACUCGUGACGGCUCUCGUCUCUUCCUUGGUGAUCCACCGUACGAUGCAAGCAGAUGAUCUUGGUGCCGGACGUGACAAGCUGCACAAUCUGGCUCAAGCUGCACACUGCGCUGCUCAGGGCAAGGUUGGGUCUGGAUUCGAUGUGGCGGCUGCAGUAUACGGAUCAUGCCUGUACAAGCGUUUCUCGCCUGCGAUUUUAGAAUCCGUUGGCGAUGUGGGUACCGCCGGAUUUGACGAGCGAUUGUUUGCGAUUGUCGAGGACGUGGACCCCAAGCACCCCUGGGAUACCGAGUGCGUGGAUUUCGGCAUGCAGCUUCCACGCGGGAUGCAGAUGGUCCUGUGCGACGUUGAAUGUGGUUCUCAGACGCCAUCGAUGGUGAAGAAGGUGCUGGAGUGGAGGAAAAACAACCGCCAGGAGGCUGAUACUCUCUGGGGCAGUCUUCAGAAUAACAAUGAGCGAUUGCGACAAGAAUUGAAGCGCCUGGCCCAGCACCCGGACGCCAAUGCGGAUGAUCAGUUCUCUGAAGUCGCAACUUUGAUUCAGCGAACCCGCCAUCUCAUUCGUACUAUGACCCGCCAGACGGGCGUUCCCAUCGAGCCUAGCGUGCAAACCGAGCUGCUGGACAGCUUGACCGAGAUCGAUGGUGUCAUUGGAGGCGUCGUACCCGGUGCAGGUGGUUACGAUGCUAUUGUGCUGCUUAUCCGCGACGAUCCCUCGGUUAUCACGCGACUGAACGAGCGGUUUGAGAACUACCAGAGUGCAGUGGAAGACGACUUUGGCGGCAAGAUUGGCAAGGUGCGACUGCUGGGCGUGCGGCACGGAUCCGAAGGUGUGAAGAAUGAAAUGCUUGACCAGUAUGCCGGCUGGGUCUAG